GCGGUAUUUUCUAGAAUCUAGAAUGUGUGAUGACGACGUUUUCCUGCGACUCAACUUGACACAACCCUCUACUAAGCUUCACUGUCUGAACCGACGUGGACGCGAUAACGUUACCCAUUCACUUAAGUAAUCAGCCCCAAAAUUAUCACAUAAAUGACUUUGCAACCGUGGAAAACAAUGGCGGUAAAUGAACGGAGCGACAACAGAUAAACGGCCUACAGAACAUUUGAGCAUCUUAUCUAGCUCCCAUCGCCCCGCUCUCCGUCCGGCCCUCCGCCGUGCAGUCUAGCUUGAAGCUCAAUGCAUCACCACCCCAGUCAGAUGAGCAGCGAAUUGGGGUUUCUGCCUGCGAUGUACCCAUUCCCAUGCCAUACCAGCAUGCCCCAAACGUCGGGGUUCAACAUCAGCCCAGCGAGCACUUCUCACUCACUGCUGGCUCUACCCCCUGCCAACACGAGCUGGGAGAGACGUUGCCUACGGAAGCACAGGAGAAGAUCAGAUGACGAAGGAUGCAGUGCCAAGCGAAGGAGACUGACGAUGGGAAGUGACCCUGGAGACUCCAGCCCCAGCAUGUGUCAGAGCUGGCCUCCAGGGUCACCAGGCCCAGCCUGCCCUCUGCCCGGGCCAUCCAGCCCUGCCCCGCCCCAGCCCUGCCCGGCCCCGGUCCAGCCCCUCCUACUGCAGGGCCUGGCAGGGGCGCCCCAGCCCCGCCAGGAGACAGAGGGCUUCCUCAUGGAGGUGGAAGCUGCCCAGAGGAGACUACAGGAGAUUGAAGAGAGGAUAACCCUGGAGGACGAUGAUGAGGACGAGGACCUGGACGUGGACUCUCUGCCCAGGCGUCCGGUGCUGGUGAUGUCAGACAGCCUGAAGCUGGGGCUGCAACGCGGCAUCACAGACAUUCUCCCCCACACGGUGGCACAGUCUGUGAGCCACUCGUGCAUGGAGCUGGUGGUGUGGCGCCCCCCGGAGGACACUCUCUCCCGGAGGUUCAGGGGCACCCUGCAGAGGCAGCAGCGCAAGCAGCAGCAGCAGGCAGCCAGCCGGCCGCCCCCGGCCCCCAGCCCCCUUCCCAGCCUCUCCGGCCCCCUCACACCCACAGGCCCCCCAGGGGGGCCGUACCCACUCCCGGGGGGCAGCUCUGGAGAAGAGGACAUGGAGCUGUAGAGGCGGUUGCCCCCCUGACGCCGUGAGCUUCAGCCUGGAACGAAUGGGUUGGACGUCGCUAUGUUACUGUUGCCAGGGGGACAGAUUUAGACCAAGGCCCGGUUGCUGAUCAGCGUGUCGGUGGUGUUGGGUUCCUGGUUUUGUGCUCCUUUGGCCAAAAUUAAUGCCAAGUUUGCGUUGCAAUCAGUUGUUGGUACAAUCACUCGGUGCUCGUCUUUGGAGAUGUCUUCUAACUCGGAUCCAGAGGGGGGUGCGUUUUAGGGCAUGACAUCGAGAAGGGACCAGAAAUAUUUAGUUUAUUUUCUCCAGCUAUGUCUGUGUUAACAGUCAGUACCAGUACAUGUUUAAGAUUUCAGACUUUCCAACGGACUGUGUGACCUUGCCAUAGCCUCAAUAUCCUUGAAGGAAACCGACACUUAGCAAAUGUUGUGUGUUCAUAUCGCCAUUUACUCAUAAUUACACAACGUGCAGGAGUAGUGGGUUGUAUUUAGCCACAUCUUUGGUGUCUAGAGACGAAUGAAACUGCUUUUUUACUUAGUUUGAAGGCAGACAGAAACAGCUUGAGCUUCUUUAUUUUUUUUGUCAGAGUUGCAUUUUGACAAUUCAAUUCUGGUUUAGUCCAGUUUUUUCCCCACAUGAUUUGAAAGCAUGUGAGCUUGCUGUUCGACCGUUACCUGACGUCGUGUUCCUUUAGAUGGGGGGGAAAACAGUUGACACUUCCUUCGUUUUGGUGAAAAUGAAAUUGUGGAUAUUCACCGUCGUACAGUUUGAUUGUAUUCUCCUGACAUGCAUCUUGAUAGAAACAUUGAGUGUUACUACUUUGUAUCUGUUUCUAAAUAAAGACUGUCGCUGAAGA
This is a messenger RNA of Osmerus eperlanus (European smelt), 2020 nucleotides long. RefSeq names its product coiled-coil domain containing 117 (gene ccdc117). The transcript is spliced from 6 exons. Lineage: Eukaryota; Metazoa; Chordata; Actinopteri; Osmeriformes; Osmeridae. Bases 301 to 1164 code for a protein of 287 amino acids. The record is from RefSeq and is a predicted model, not a curated record.